This is a messenger RNA of Penicillium oxalicum, 1992 nucleotides long. RefSeq names its product T6SS phospholipase effector Tle1-like catalytic domain-containing protein. The coding region runs from base 1 to 1992 and encodes 663 amino acids. The transcript has 2 exons. Lineage: Eukaryota; Fungi; Ascomycota; Eurotiomycetes; Eurotiales; Aspergillaceae. The record is from RefSeq and is a predicted model, not a curated record.
AUGGACACUGUCGGCCCCUGUGAUCUCCCAGGCGAGGAGCCUCUGCGACAGAGAAACGACGCCAAGCUUACACCCGCGCGAAAGCGCAUCAUCAUCUGCUGUGACGGCACGUGGCAGUCAGCAGUUUCCGGCAAGAAAAGCGUGCCUUCGAAUGUCACUCGUCUGUGCCGCUCGUUGAAUCCGGUCGGAACGGACAAGGAUGGAAAGGAAUGGCAGCAGGUGGUCUGGUAUGACUCGGGCAUCGGUACCCAUUCACUUGCGUUGGGGGACGCGCUUGAGGGUUUGACGGGACAAGGGAUGGAGACGAAUGUCAUUGAGGCGUACAAUUUUGUCGUGCUCAAUUAUAAUCCAGGCGACAAGAUCAUGUGCUUUGGAUUUUCCAGAGGGGCGUACACGGCGAGGACUAUUGCCGGACUCAUCUCGGAUAUUGGAGUCUGUCAGCAAAGUGAUCUGAACAGAUUUCCUGAUCUGUGGGCCGUGUACAAAAAGGUCAAGCACGGGAAGCGAUUUCACCGAAGUGAUCUCUGGUUUGACUGGAUGUGGGGGAAAGCAGACGAGCACCAGGGCGCAGGAGAUGCAGAUCAUCGCGAUUUCGUCUACGAAAGCGUUCCCCAGGGUGAUUGGGCUCAGGAUGGUUCGCGGGAGGUGGAAGUGGUCGGUGUGUUUGACACUGUCGGCUCCUUGGGAAUGCCCGAGGUAUUCGGCAUUAAGUUUCCAAACAGUGAAAACUGGCACAACGUUGGUUUGUCACCGAAUAUCCCCAAUGCAUUCCAAGUUCUUGCUUUGGACGAGCGCAGAAACGCGUUCUCACCCACUCUGUGGUACCUUGACAAGAAGACGGUAACCAAAGAGCAGGUCGAUGCUCUGGUUGAGGCCGAGAAGGAAGCCGAACGAGAGUACUGGGCUACAUUACAGUACGCCAUCGACUUGAAAAAGACCGGUAUGGCCACCGAUGAACAAGUCAAUGCUCAGGCAAGAAAAGUCAACGAGGCGGCACGAGCGUGGAAUAAAGCCUCCCGAAAGCGAGUGAGAUAUCAAAAUCGAUUCGAGCAGCAUCCCGUUCUCCGACAAGUGUGGCUGCCAGGCUAUCACAUCAAUAUCGGCGGAGGAGAUCCUGCAACCCUCGAAAAUGAGGGCAACAUGGAGAAUAUGGCCAACAUUGCCUUUGCGUGGAUGUUGGAUCAGAUCAAGGAAUAUGUCUCUGUCAAUGAGCAAAUCGUCAUGGAUGAACAAACCAAGAGCGAGCAACACAUCGAACAGCUCAAUUCCAUGAGCCGGGUUGCAGAAGUCCAGCGCAAAAAUGCCAAGUCCAACGUCCUGACCAAAUGGACAAAAUCAGUCACAGACGCCGCCAUGGGAGUCAUUCAAGCCCCAUUGAAAUUGUUCAAGAAGGCUGCAGUCCAAAAGCUCUACGAGAUCGGGUGGGGAACGGGUAUUCUGGUGGAUAGCUACACAAUCACAUACUGGGCAAACGGCCAAAAACGGCGCACGCCGGGCGAGUACGUCCAGGACAAGGAUGAAGCCUUGGUUGACACGUGCGAAUUCAUUCACCCGGUGGUCCAUUACCGAGUCCAAUGGGCUCAAAAGAGGAAUCAACAAGAAUCUUCGCAUCCGCUAUAUCUGCCAGUUGGUCCCAAGUUCAAAUACGACCGACGAAAACAGAUUGACAAGGCUGGAGAGCCAUAUUUCGAAUAUGAGAUAGGUGGCUGUCAGAAACCACUACCAGAGUGGAAGCUUGGAGGUUUGGGAUCCUAUGAACGACGAGCCAUUGCGGGCCAGGAAGCGUACGAUUAUGUUGACAAGUUGGACGAGGAGCUGAAAACGGGGAUUCGAACAAUUCGUCGGUCAACGGCCCCACCGGUCGAAACCAACACACAACGAUGGAAGGAGUUCAUCAAGUCCAAUAUGGUUGGCGUCUCUGUUCAUGGUUCAACGCUGGUGGACAGUACUGUCAAGGGCAACCUUUGCAGAGACCCAGUUGUGGGCAAGUAG